Messenger RNA from Phaedon cochleariae (mustard beetle), 2239 nucleotides. NCBI's taxonomy places the organism in Eukaryota, Metazoa, Arthropoda, Insecta, Coleoptera, Chrysomelidae. The record is from the annotation of a GenBank genome assembly.
GUAUUCAUGUUGUAUUGUAAUGAGAAAGUAUCAAAGAUGAAUCAAGUAUCGCUAUAAAAGUAUAAAAUGAUAUAUUCCAAUAUUUGGCCUAUGAGUUAAUAUUAUUUCGUGGCCUCGACUGCCGCCAAUAAAUAAGUGGCGAAUUAUUAAUUGAUAAUAAGGCUGAAGGAAUUGAAUAUUGUUUGGAGUUUGGAGUACUGGACACUCAAAUAGUCAUAACAAGGCUGAAGGGGGUUUAUUGAAGAAACAUGCCUGGACAAGUGAUAUCAGUUUGCAUCUUCUGCUUCCUUUGUAUGACACACUCAUCUUGUGAAUCACAUUCUUCUACCAACUAUGAUUCAAAAGAUUUGACACUGCUCCAGAGGUUACAAAUACCUCCACAAGAAAAACUCAGAUAUGUGUCACCAUCAUUGAUCAAUGACAAAACUCAUCAGGGAAAAACUCAUGUGAAGGUGAAAAGAAACAGUGAUUCAAAUAAUGAUGAUGAUGAGACAGAUUCAGAUUAUAUCAAGAAAAUAUUCAGGCUCUACAGUGAUGGAAAUGUCAUUACAGCAGAUGGUUUUCAAAGAUUCCUCUUAGAUUUAGGUUUGCAUGAGAAGAUAAAACAGGUUGAUGGAAGAACAGAGCUCAAGAGCAACAGUACUUGCUCACAAAGCCACCAACACAACGCAAUCCCCAAACCAAACUCGUCAGAUGUCAUCAAUCAGACCGAAUUCUAUGAAACUUGUCCCACCAUAUUGUACGGUCUACUAGCCCACCGCCUGUGCCCCGAAAAUGCCUCCAGCCUCCAUGAAGAAACCCCCUCGCCCCUGCGAAACAACGGUUUCGUGUGGCUCUGCUCCAUACUGGCAGUGAUCCUGAUAAGCGCCUGUGGGGUGUUAUCCUUAGCAAUCGUCCCGGUGAUGAAGAAAAAAAUGUACAAACCCAUGAUACAAUUUCUGGUAGCUCUGGCGGUGGGCACCCUGAUGGGGGACGCCCUGCUGCAUCUCUUACCCCACGCCAUGUCUGCCCCCCAUGCGCACGAAGGGGAGCACGAUCACGUCGACCAUCUGGACCAUGAUCAUGACCAGAAUAUCCAGAAGGGCGGAGUGGCCAUGAUGGGGGUGAUUUUUUUCUUUGUUAUGGAGCGGUUUAUUUCGCUGGCGGGGAAAUGGAGGAAGAAGCGGCAGCGGCAUCAGCAUUCGCAUGUGACGGUGCUGGACGAAGAGAUGAACAAGAUGAAUAAGGGGGAGAAUGACACUCAGUGCAUGGACAGGUACAAUUCGGUGCCGUUUUGCUACAAGGAUAUCAUGAAUGAUCCAAAUACAAUUUACGAAUCCAACAGAACUGGAGCAACCGGACUCGACCCAAGCAGUAACUCAGAAGUACAACCCUGUAAAAAUUCCAAAUCCCCAACUCUGGAUAUACUUGAGACCAACCAAAGUAUCAUAGAAUGUGCAGGAGGCGAUAUUGGUCUUACUACAGAAAUCAACAAAAUGUUGACUCCUGAAAACAACCACAAUGAAGACUAUACAGUUAUUGUCAGGGAGCACAAGAGCGACCACCACGGCCACUCCCACAAGCACGGCCACGUCCAUUCGGCCCCUCAAAACUUCUCCUCGGUCGCGUGGAUGGUCAUCAUGGGCGACGGGCUGCACAACUUCACCGACGGCAUGGCCAUCGGGGCGGCUUUCGCGGGCAGCCUGGCGGGCGGCUUCUCCACCACCAUCGCCGUUUUUUGUCACGAGCUGCCGCACGAGCUGGGCGACUUCGCGAUGCUGCUCAAAGCGGGCAUGACGAUCAAGCAGGCGCUGUAUUAUAACGUGCUGUCGAGCGUGCUGUGCGUGUUCGGGAACGUUUUCGGACUCGUUCUGGGUAAUACUGAAUACGCAAGUUCGUGGGUUUUCGCUGCGGCAGCUGGUAUGUUUAUCUACAUCGCACUCGUUGACAUGAUCCCCGAACUGAGUUCAGCCCACGAAGACGAAGGUGAUAUAACUGUGUGUAUAUUGCACUUGGGAGGGCUACUGUUAGGCUUCGCCAUCAUGGCGUUGAUUGCAUUUUACGAACAUGAUUUGCUGAAUAUUUUCAGCUAUUGAUUUCCACUUUGUUUUUGUUGAAUUUGUACAAGGAAACUACUUUCUUAUUUCGUUUUAGUACCUUGGAUAUAGUUAUUACAUAUUAAGUUUUGCGCUUGUCUGUAAAAUUAUAGAUGUUAUUUUCAAACUUGACUGACAUUUGGAAAUAAAUAACUUUGCAGGGU